This is a messenger RNA of Dioscorea cayenensis subsp. rotundata (Guinea yam), 1122 nucleotides long. RefSeq lists its product as uncharacterized. The record is from RefSeq and is a predicted model, not a curated record. Bases 226 to 807 code for a protein of 193 amino acids. The transcript has 6 exons. NCBI's taxonomy places the organism in Eukaryota, Viridiplantae, Streptophyta, Magnoliopsida, Dioscoreales, Dioscoreaceae.
ACAUGCCCACUGGAGAUGAAGUCACAUAGAAAACUAACAGAAAUUAAAGAGAACAAAGACCACCUACUCUACGAGAGGAAGAUAAAUAUAAUAUUAAUAAGGGGGUAAUAAGUAAAAAAACUGCAAAUUUGGGUAGUAGUGGGUACUGUCCCCUCUUCUCCUCCGUCGCCGCCUCCCCAUACUCCGGCGAUAUCUCCCUCCGGCCACGGCCUCGUUUCUAGAGAGAUGGAGGCGAUGAUGAAGAAGUUCCGGCAGAAGUAUAGAAGGGCCAGAGACGAGAUGGACCGGUGGGAUGAGCUUCAAUCCCGUCUCGUCUCCCAGUUCGUCAAUGCAUGCUCCAUCAUCGACCGAUUAGAGGUUCUUAGGGAUACAAAAAAUUAUGGAAUUCUAGGAUCUGUUAAUGGGAUCAAAGAAACACUCCUGGGGAAACAGAUGGAAGCAUUGGAAAUGAUAUUUUGUUCUAUGAAAGAAACAAUGAAAGAGUUUUAUGGGACUGUCAUGUCUUUUGAAAAGAUUGCAUCGGAUGGGAACCAACUCUUGAGAGGGGGAUCAAUACCUACAGCUCAGAAACAACUAAAAAUAGGCAUCUGGCCAAGCCUUGAAGAAUGUGUGGAUGGUCUCCGGACAAUUCAUGAGAUGCACCGAUCUGAGUAUCUUCUCAAAUCAUCAAUUGUUUCCUCAUUGACAUGGAUGUGUAGUGCCAGUGAUAUCGGUGCACUUCGCCAACUAUUGAUGGACCAGCCCAACAUUUCCACAGAUGAAGUGCAAUCAAUUUUUGAGAUAAUAUUUGCUGAAGAAAUCUCUUGAAAAUCCAAUUCCUUCCUGUGCUUGUAACUGAAUGAAGAAGAGUAAAGACCAAUUUAAUCAACAACAUGAUACACAUGAUCUUGCAAUGUUGUCCGAUUAUUCCAAUGGACAAUAUUCCAUGUAUUUUCAUGGGAGCACAAAGGAAGAUCAGGUAACUGCUGCAAAGCAAUCUUACAGAAGAGCUUGUGGUCAAAUAUCUUCCAAACAUAUGUGCAUGCUUACAUACAUAUAUAUAUAUAUAUGACAUUGAAUAUGGAUGAAAUUUAGGCUGCAAAAAGAAUUUAGCAAUGGAAUUAAUAAAGUCGAAAUUGUUCA